GGGGCAGGAGCAGAAGCAUGGUGAACUGAGUCAGGAGAAGGGUAAAGUUGAACCCCUGGCGUUUACACAUCAUGGAGAACAUCUUUGCGCACUGAUUGAUACACUACUGGUCUCUUUUGGAGAAAUCACUUAAGCUGACGUUCACAGUGGAUUUAAUGCGCUUUGGGUUUAUCUGUGGAGACAUGGAGUGAAGCACCGGUCAGGAAGGAUGCCCGAGCGAAGAUGUGCUCCAGCCGGAAGAUCAUCUGGAGUUUGUUGGUUCUGUCGGUGCUGGAGAUAGGGCUCGGGGUGUCCAGCAUCGUUCUGGGCGCGGUGGGCAUCAUCCGGGCGAAAGCGGAGCACAAGACCCAGCAGGGCGACGCUUCUCCUCUAUGGAGCGGAGUGUGUUUUCUUAUCUGUGGACUGUGUGGCAUGCUGUGUGCACGGAAAAGAACAGGACUGAUUAUGAUAUUAUUUUCCUCCUGCUGCAUUUGUGGAUUAAUUGGUGGAAUCCUGAACUUCCAGUUUGUCCGAGCGCUGGUCAAGCGUACAGACGCCAUGCACUCUCUUCAUUUGGCCGUCAUGUCUCUAGCAUGUCUGGGCAUCAGCAGCUGCACGCUGUCCACAUGGCUGACCUGCAGACUGGCCAGCAGCGAACAGCAGCGCAUGUUUCUGGAGAGAGAACAUUCACUACAUCACUCGCACGAAAUGGCAGAGAAGGAGGUUUUGGAUAACACCAGCAAUUGCAUCUCUCAAAUCUCCUACAAUGGACGUAGCGCUUCGCCGUGACAGCUCGCUGCCCACAUGCUCUUAACAGCACAGUUCUUCAGUCUGAUUGGCUGAGUCAGGCUGACAGUUCUUCAGUCUGAUUGGCUGAGUCGAGCUGACAGUAGAAGCACAGACGGUGUUCACAGGACAUAAUGUAGACAGAGCGUUAGAUAACAGUAUUGAGCAGACAGACAGCCAAUCAGUGUCCAGUUACCUGGUGACCUCAGGAGAGGUCAGAGCUGAUGACAUUGAUGAUCAGCGUACAGAAAACAGACAUUUGAGUACGAAAUAAGCAUGCAAAUGACCUUCUCUCUCUUUCUGUAUCUCGUUCUCUCACCUGUAUCUAGAUAAAGGGAAUGUUGAAUCUGAAAUUGUAAUCCUGAUAUUGUAUGGUAUACUGAAUGCUUUGAUCCUGAUCGUAUAAAUGCACACUGUUAAAUGCCUGUAAAGAUAUUUAUGAAUUUACAGUAUUUUUAUAUAGACGCUUCAUAUGAAAAUGAA
Messenger RNA from Carassius gibelio (silver crucian carp), 1248 nucleotides. Its product is annotated as transmembrane protein 196-like. Lineage: Eukaryota; Metazoa; Chordata; Actinopteri; Cypriniformes; Cyprinidae. The coding region runs from base 223 to 768 and encodes 181 amino acids. The transcript is spliced from 4 exons. The record is from RefSeq and is a predicted model, not a curated record.